GUUAAUUUCAUGAAACCCACCCUUGACUAGCCUUCGCACUUGGGGGAACCUGACUCGUAGCGGUGGGGUGCCGCGUCACGAAGGGUACCUCCGAACUUUCGCGCAGAAGGCCAUCACCAGUCCAACCUUACAUCCCAUGAGGACAUGCGGACACUCUAGAAGGGGCAUGGCGCAGGACCGCAACCUCUGAGUCGCGAUAGUUGGAUGAUGUUGGGGUGUCCAUGAGUGGACGUACGGUCGAAGAGCACGUAGGGCAAUGGGCGAGGUGGACAGAGGCGAAAGCAGAAGAGGGAGCGAUAGCUGGCGCUUAUGGAUGAAUCCGCAUGAGAAAGCAAAGGCGUCGACCCAAAAAUGCACCACCCCCAUGAAUACACACCGUGCUUCUUCUCCUCACCUCAAUUCAGCCCCGGUAGUGUGCUCUCCCUUCCUGCCAGAUCGUUAUCAAACGUUUUCUUCCCCAUUAACGACGGAUCCGAUGGCGAAUCAGCCAUCGCGACAGGCGUUCUGCAAUAUAGACCUUUCGGGUCAUAUUGCGGCGGCGGCGAAGGCGCCGACAUUUGAUAGAAAGAUGGAACCGACGGGCUUGCAGAGGCUUGCUACUCAGUAGCCCAGACACCCCCCGCUGUCAACAGCAGUGAUGCCCCACGGAUAACGCCAUCGAAGUUGGUGCGGCAAGGGCGACACCUAAAAGCCAGGAGAUGAAUGAGCGGCCAUCGAUCAGCGGGGCUGGGAUUCUCAAUGAGCAAGCCGCAAGCUUAUUCUUUC
Molecule: messenger RNA, 765 nt
Organism: Coniophora puteana RWD-64-598 SS2
Lineage: Eukaryota; Fungi; Basidiomycota; Agaricomycetes; Boletales; Coniophoraceae
Exons: 3
Coding region: 352-561 (69 amino acids)
Source: RefSeq, a predicted model, not a curated record